Aspergillus saccharolyticus JOP 1030-1 is the source of this 682-nucleotide messenger RNA. RefSeq names its product putative GPI anchored cell wall protein. Lineage: Eukaryota; Fungi; Ascomycota; Eurotiomycetes; Eurotiales; Aspergillaceae. The transcript has 3 exons. The record is from RefSeq and is a predicted model, not a curated record. The coding region runs from base 176 to 682 and encodes 168 amino acids.
ACCAGACACCUCAACAAGACCAUCAGUCUUGGUAAGAAUCACCAUAGAUAUUUUCGCUUUUGACCGUCGUCCCUGCAUUUCCACCUGGCUACUCCCCCUUCGAUAUUAUUUCUCCAAUCUAUCUUACAACCAUUGGCUAGACGUGUUUCCCUAAUUUACCCCAGUCGAUAUCAAGAUGUUGCUUUUCCAGUUUGCAUUUUGCAUCAGUCUGUUAGCAUUCAACAACCUUGUCACUUCUGCUCCAACCCGUGCUUGUCUUUUGUUUGCCGUAGGCUCUCAACCAAAUCCGGACGAUCUCCAGGCCAUAUGCAUCACAAAUGGCCAGCGGAUAAAGGAUACAAUCGCAGACAUAUGCGGCGAUGAUACCAAGGUGGCUAUGCAGCAAUUCUCAGACACGUGUGCCUCAGCUGGGUACAAAGUUGUGAACGAUACAUUCACCAUCUCCGGUGUCUCAUCAUCCACUGCUGUGCCCAAUCCCACUCAGAUCAGUUCUGUCCUUGCCACUCCAACCGGAUCAUUCAGCAUUAUCUCCAGCUCCAGCUCCAGCCCUCUUCCCAGCUCCAAUUCUAGCUCGACACCAAGCUCUUACCCUAGCCAGGUGAUUUCAGCUGGUACGUCAGGCCGCCAUGUUCCUGCGGCAGCAUUUGCAGCUGUUGUCUUCGGAGUUGCGGCGGCACUGUAG